Messenger RNA from Diorhabda sublineata, 2109 nucleotides. Its product is annotated as diuretic hormone receptor-like. The transcript is spliced from 10 exons. The record is from RefSeq and is a predicted model, not a curated record. Gene Ontology annotation, biological process: adenylate cyclase-modulating G protein-coupled receptor signaling pathway; cell surface receptor signaling pathway. Gene Ontology annotation, cellular component: plasma membrane. NCBI's taxonomy places the organism in Eukaryota, Metazoa, Arthropoda, Insecta, Coleoptera, Chrysomelidae. Bases 324 to 1697 code for a protein of 457 amino acids. Gene Ontology annotation, molecular function: peptide hormone binding; G protein-coupled peptide receptor activity; diuretic hormone receptor activity.
AGUAGUGAAUAGAUGUUCCUAGCAACCAUCCUCAAUUUAAUAAUAAAUAAUCUUUAAUACUUAAUUCAUUUAUUAUUCUUUGGUUCAUGUUCAGUAGUUAACCGUCCUGUUGUACGAUGUGAGUUGUUAUAAAAUGAACGGUCUCAACUAUUUGUUUAAUUUGUGAUGUGGUUUAUUAUAAGAAACUUUCAACUUUUGGAGGUAACUAAUUCCCUGGCAGCAUAGAUCCUGUCACAACUGCAAACAUCUUCAACUCCAAGUUAAUAUGAUUGCAGCUUCCUAACAUUCGAAUUUACGAGACGUUUCGUAUCCUGUAAAUUAAUAUGAACACCUCAUUACUUGAAGAUGAAAUAUUCAGGACCAAUCUCACUAUAGAUCAGUGCAAAGCAAAGUAUGCUACUGAAACUCAGAAUUUAUCGGAAACUCAGCCCCAACGAUUUUGUAAAGUCAUAUCGGAUAGUGUUUUGUGUUGGCCACCUACUCCUUAUAACAGCACUGCUACAAUUAGAUGUUUUUCUGAGUUAUUCAAUAUCAAGUAUGAUGACACACAAAACGCAACAAGAGAAUGUCUUUGGAACGGUACGUGGUCUAAAUCCAAUUAUUCAGCUUGCAGAGAAAUCAUUGCGUUACCUGCAGAUGUUGAGACACAGACAACAAUCUACUUUAUUGGAUAUACGUUAAGUCUGGUAACUCUAGCUAUAGCGAUGACUAUAUUCACAUAUUUCAAGGAACUACGCUGUUUACGUAACACAAUACACAUGAAUCUGAUGUUAUCGUACAUACUCACGUACUGCAUGUGGAUUGUUACUCUAAUAUCGUUGAAUUUUGGAGGUAGCAUUCUAUGUAUAUUCAUCGUAACAUUACUUCACUAUUUCCACAUCACAACUUUCUUCUGGAUGUUUGUUGAAGGUCUCUACCUUUAUAUUCUGGUCGUGGAAACGCUCACUAGGGAGAAUUUCAAAUUGAGAGUAUACGCCUUUAUAGGAUGGGGAAUGCCGAUGAUUUUUGUACUGAUAUGGGCUUCGGUCAAAUCUGUUAUUCCUGCUAAUGAUGACCUCGCGAAUACUUGUCGUUGGUUUGAAAGCCACACUAUCGACUGGAUAUUUCAGGCACCGACAUUAGUUGUCCUGCUAUUGAAUCUGGUUUUCCUACUCUGCAUCAUGUGGGUCUUAAUCACAAAACUCCGUUCUGCCAAUACAGUAGAAACGCAGCAAUAUCACAAAGCAGCAAAAGCUCUUCUAGUCCUCAUGCCUCUGUUGGGUAUAACAUAUGUAAUCACUAUUUAUGCACCGACUCCAGAUAAGACUUCUAUCAACGUAUUCGAAUGCACUAGAGCAGUUCUUUUAUCAACGCAGGGAUUCACUGUUGCUUUAUUCUACUGUUUUCUGAACACUGAAGUUCAAAAUACUCUUCGACAUCAUUUCGAAAAUUGGAAAACAAGAAGAUCAUUGGGACCAAGAAGUCUUCGAUCUGGGAGUAGGAGUAAAGACUGGUCACCAAGAUCAAGAACUGAAAGUAUUAGGUUAUAUAGUCAGCCAACGAAUAUAUAUCACAAAAGAGAAUCUUGCACUUCGGAACUUACAACUACGACUGUAGUAACUGUCAACGGGGGAGGAACAAGGCCGACAAACGGAACCCCUAAAACAAGAAGCCCGUUUUUGUAUCCACCCAGGCCUAGUUACGGAGGAAGUGUGUGAACUUUAAGAAGAAAUACUAUGUAAUUUCUUUUCCGUUCAAAAAUAUGCAACAGGUGGACCAGUUAAUAAAAAAAUAUGGUUUAUUUUGAAAAAUAUUCAAAUUAAAUGUUGAAAUAUAAUUUUAUAAAUCUAUAUUUAAAUGAGAUUUCGGUUGUAAGACAUACUUAAAUGAAAAGAAAAAUAAUGGAAAUUUGAAACGAAAGAAUAAAAUUUCUUCUGUUUUCUUGAUGUAAUUAACAGAAUUUAGUACGAACGUAAUGAGAGAAUAUAUUUAUGUAGCCACCGAGUUUGCUAAUUAAAUUUUUUUAUACUCCUCAAAUGAUUAAAGUUAUAAUUUGAAAUUACACAUUAUUACGAACUACCCUUUCUAUGAUACUGUACUGUGUGGUAAUAAACUAACUUGCCAUUAACU